Molecule: messenger RNA, 396 nt
Organism: Symbiodinium necroappetens
Lineage: Eukaryota; Dinophyceae; Suessiales; Symbiodiniaceae
Source: the annotation of a GenBank genome assembly
AUGUCGCUGGCGGUGGUGGUUGGCCAAAGGAUUGCCAAGCACCACCAGAUUCUUACGAGCGCUUUGUUUGUUGCUGCCCUCAUCGUCGUGGCCAUCUUUCCCAGCUUUGAUCGCAGGACGGAAGUCGAGGAGUCUGCGCAGGGAUGCAAGCAGGAGCAUGGCCUCAUUCCGGGCUAUGCGACCAAUGGCCUCGACGCACGAUGGCAGGCUCGGCUGCGCGAGUGCAUUGCGCAGAUCGAGGCUGAAACCGACAUUCGCACCGCAAUCGAGGUGUCCUUGCAGAAGGCAGGGCUGCAGCCCUAUCACAUGAACUUCUCACUGGAUGGGGGCCAAAGUUCCCUCCUGUACACCGUUGCUGAGUCGCGGCGUGGCGACUCACGGGAAUCACUCGUGCUG